CUGUCAGAGGGAAUUACGUCAGAUGCUUUGCACCUCGACGAGGGAGGUGGGGAAGGAGAACAUUCUCCCAGCGGUUUGUUGAUGGGUUGAACAAGUGCUGCUUGGAGAAAGGGGAAAGGUGAGUUUUUGCGGGGGGGAGCAUUGUUGGCAGGGAAUCUUGGGAAGAACAUCACCUCACCACCACCUCUUGACUCGGUUCAUUAGUCUCGAGCCCACUCUGCUAGAUUCGCGCUCUUUCACGAUGGAAGAUUCGGGGUCCUUCGAUACAGGAGGCGGCUUCGAUAGUAGCACUUCCGAUUUCGGUAGUCACGACCCGGGCGGCGGGCACUUUAGCGGAGGGUAUUCGAGCGGAGGCGGGACCUUGGGUGGUGGCGGCGGCGAACACGCCGCGUUUGGCGGAGGCGAUAUUUUUAGCGGCGGUUUUUUUUCGGGUGGUGCAUCAAUGAACCAACGCCAAGUCGAAGACGACGCGGGUCGCACUGACGCUGGCGCGUUCGACGUUCCGCCAACCGCCGCAGGCGGCGGCAGCGGCGGCGGCAGUGGCGGAGGCGGAGGCGGAGAUUCGUCCUGGCUUCCGCCAAUCGCGGCGGGCUUGGGCGGGUUUGCUCUGGGGCGCAUGACGGCGGGCGGAGGCGGUCCCUGGGGAGGCGGAAGCGGCUCGCACGGGGAUGCCAGCUGUCACCGUAGCGAGUACGGGGAUGCACAUCGCUGCCACCCCCACCAUCCCCAUCACCCCCAUCACCCACACCACCCGCACCACCCCCACCAUCCCCAUCACCAUCACGACGACGACGCGUGUCCUGCCGUCGACCCAUGCCUCCACCCUGAUUCCGGUGGCUAUUUCCCGCCGCCACCGGGCUACAGCCCUUCUCGUCUUCCGUCCCACCCUUUACGCCCCCCCAGCGCGCCGCCCGCGCAUGCCUCCGUCCCGCCCGCCCAGUCCGCGGGGGGCGCGAGGCGGUGGCCGCCACACCCGGCGGUGGAGCACUCGGGGCGGUUUCCGGCGGCGAGAUACCAGCGGCCGUGGCCGCCCGUGUGGGUGAUCGUGAUGAAAUGGCUGCCGUGGGUCGCCGUUGCUCUGGCGGUGUGGCUGUUCGCGGUGGGCAAUGCGCCUGUCGCUGUGGACCUGCAUCCGCACGAGCACCACCUGCUCACCGCCUACUCGCCCCUCGUUGCCGGCAUUCAGGUGUCGCCUCUCGCGCCGAUGCCGGCCCCCCCGCCUAUGCUGGUGACAUUCGCGCACUACCCGCCCAUCGUGAACGAGCACUGGGACACGGGCCGCAGGAACGUGCGCGUGGAGCCCUACUCCUACCGGAGCUGGCUGAUCUACUUGAACAAGUGGUCGCAGGUGGUGAUGGCGUGCUCCACCAUCCACGCCCCCCCCGGCCUCACACUGCAGUUGCUCGUCAUCGAAGGUCGGAGUCGCAUGGAGGAGUACAAGCACAACCCCAUGGCGUUCACUGGAGCACUGAGGAAAUACAUCAUGACAGGUGACGAUUCGUGGACGUUCCAGGUGCCGAGGGACGGCGACUACUACUUUGUUCUCAGCAACUACUACACCUACCCCGCUACCGUGGAUGUUCACUUCGCAGUGACCAGUGUACUCUUCGACAUCAGCAAGGGCAAGAAGGCUUGCAAAAUCAAGGGCAAGCCGGCUGCUACCCGUGGCUAUGGCGCUACUACUUAUGGCCCGUGGAACGGCGCCUGGAGUGGCGCUGGGAAUGGCACUGAAACUGGCUCUUUGGCGGCUGCUCUUGGUGUUGUGGAUGGGCCGAGUGGCGUGAAUGGAGCGUAUGGCAUGGGUGGAAGGAGACUAAUGGAUGGUGGGAAUGGCGGCGGCGGGCUCGUGAAUGUGUCAGCGGUUGCUGUUCUCCGCAGCACGGCUGCUGCUGGCCACGAUACUGCUCAUCUGGCGACUGGAGAUGGCGGUAGUGAGGCUUAUAACGAGAAAAACGAUAAUAACAGUGAUGAUGACGAUGACGAUGACGAGGAUAGUGAUGGCGAUGUGUGUGGUGCCAAGACGCCACUGUGGAAGAUCCGAUACAUUGUUCUCGCUGCACCCAAGACAAGCAACCCCACCAGCACAUGGCAUCUGCAAGUGGGCUACCAGCCGCGAUGGCUCACGUACCUUGCUCUCAUUGUCAUCCCCUGGCUGCUGUCCCUCAUCGCACUCUCCAUCUACCGCUGCCAGCUGUACCUGCAGCACCGCUCUGACUCCAUGCGCGUUCCCCCCUCCCUCUCCUCCAUCUCCACCGACCCUCUCACUCUCCCCUCCUCCUCCCCCUCGGAGCACCACCCGCUUCUCUCCUCUGCGGAGUCUCACCAGCUGUACACACCACCUGACCCAGCCACAGCAGCAGCAGCAGCAGCUGCUGCUCCUGCUGCACCGAUUCCUGACACAUGGGGGGUGACGAGCGACAGUGACAGGCUGGCCGGAUCUAGCGCCCCCUCAGCCCCUCCCUUGGAGAGCCCUUCAGGCAAGGCAGCGCCGGGGAUGGGGAAUGCAGAGCAGAGGAGUGAGGAGGCGGGAGGGUCCAGUGCAUCGGCAGCCUCAGGCGGAGGGAGAGGAGGGGAGGGCGAGGACAUGAACUGCUGUGUGUGCAUGGAGAACCCGAGGAAUGCGGUGAUCUUGGACUGUGGGCAUCGUGCCACGUGCUACUCGUGCGGGCAGGAGCUCAUGCGCAUGGCGAACAAGCGCUGCCCCAUCUGCCGCAGGGAGGUGCGCGACAUCACGAGGAUAUACGACCCUUGAGGUCUGCAUGUCGGGUUGAUGCUGCCAUCUCGAGUCUGCAUGUCUGGACUGCGGGUGAUUUUGAUAGUGGAUCUUACUGAUGCCUGUUCUUGUUGUGCGACACUGAUAGCAGGCAUGGAUUUGUCAGUCUUAUCUCACGUCAUGGAUCAGGCCUGCCAUUUGAGAACUUUGAACGGGAGAGGUGCUGGAACCAAGAGGUGUAUUGUUGCAUAUGAAUUUGUCAAGUUCUCCCAAAAUAUUUGCUAUGGUUACUUGUUGUGAAUGAAGUUACUUUCUGUUUGCUGUGAACAUUUGAUAAAUUGCUAGACAUCGUUAGUGUGAUUUGUUGAG
Messenger RNA from Closterium sp. NIES-67, 3082 nucleotides. The record is from the annotation of a GenBank genome assembly. Lineage: Eukaryota; Viridiplantae; Streptophyta; Zygnematophyceae; Desmidiales; Closteriaceae.